Abrus precatorius (Indian licorice) is the source of this 1764-nucleotide messenger RNA. RefSeq lists its product as uncharacterized. The record is from RefSeq and is a predicted model, not a curated record. The transcript has a single exon. The coding region runs from base 166 to 1590 and encodes 474 amino acids. Lineage: Eukaryota; Viridiplantae; Streptophyta; Magnoliopsida; Fabales; Fabaceae.
GCAGACUCAAGUAAGAGCAUAAGCCUCCUCUUCGGGCAAUCUCAAAUCCAGACACUAACCUGGUCAGUCUCAAUGACCAAAUUACCCUCGUUUCCAGCUCCAUUUUAACGUCAAAAUCCCCCGCACCGUGUCCUUUCUCGUCCAUUUUGCAGCGAAGGAAUAACCAUGGACGGUGGCGGCGGAAACAGAGCCGAAGCGGAGCGGUGGCUCUACACGGCCAACAAACUACUAAGCGCGCGCGACCUGCACGGGGCUCGCUCCUUUGCGAUCCGCGCCCGCGAGUCCGACCCGACUUUUGAAGCGUCGGAACUCCUCCUGACGGUGAUCGACACACUCCUCGCCGGCGAGUCGCGGAUCAACGACCACCACCGCGACUGGUACGGGAUCCUCCAAAUUCUCCGCUACACGACCAACAUCGACCACAUCGCCGCCCAGUACCGCCGCCUCGCCCUUCUCCUUGAACCUCACCGGAACCCCUUCGCUUUCGCCAGUCACGCUUUCUCCCUAGUUCACGACGCUUGGUCCAUCCUCUCUAACCCUGCCAAAAAGGCCUUGUACGACAGCGACCUCCGAUUGCUCACUACGCCGACCCCGGCGCCCCAGCCUCCUCCGCAGCCACAGCAGCAUCCUCAUCCGCAGUCCCAGUCCACGCCGAGGAGAAACCCUAGAUCGCGGGACGGCGCGGCUGAGGACCGGUCUGCUCCCGAGUCCACCGAGUCAACUCGGCAAACUCGAACGGCGAGUGUGGAAACGGAGGGCGACACGAGCUUCUGGACCUCUUGCCCUUACUGUUACGUUCUCUACGAGUAUCCGAAGGGGUACGAAGAGUGUACCCUGCGAUGCCAGAGCUGCCGUAGGGGUUUCCAUGCGGUGGUGAUACGGUCGCCACCAGCGUUGACCGGUAAAGAUGGAUCCUAUUGCAGUUGGGGCUUUGUCCCCUUAGGGUUUUCUGAAAAUUCAAAAGAUGUGAAUGGGUUUUCCACCAAUUGGAACCCAUUUUCACCUUUGUUUCCUUGCCCCUUGAAAGGAUCGUCUGAUAGGAAACCUCAGAGGAAUUGGGAUUACUACGAUGACGAGGCUGCGGCAGCAUUUAUUCAGCUUUCUGACCCUAGUGAUGAUGAUUCUGGUGAUGGGGAUUGGAGGAGUGGUAGUGGGAGGGGGAGGGGGAGGAAGAGGACUAGGACGUAUAGGAAGAAAAUUUCUGGUGAUGUUAGAAGGGAACCUGUGGAGAGACCUAGCAGGGGUGCUCGUGCCGGGCACGAGAAUGGAGGUCCUAGUGAGGCUGUUGAUGCUGCUGCAAAUACUGGCUCUGCUGUUCCAUCUGUUCCAAGGGCAGAGUCUAGUAAGAAAGCUGCAUUGGGUAGUUCUAGGAGAAGGGGUGCUGGAAACUUGGGGAAGUUGGAUUUGAAUGUGGAGUUUAGUAAUGAGGUGGAAGAGCCUUCUCGCAUAGCGCGUGAUCGUGAAGGGAAUGCCACUGGAAAUGCUGAGGAUAAUAUUGAAGGGAUUGGGUUUUUUGAGGGUCUUGAUGAGUUUCUUAGUAGCUUACCCAUUCUCAAUGUUGUGGGAGACGAUAAGGUUAAGGGUCAUUAGUCUUGUAAAUGCCUUUUUUACUGGUUGCUGUAGAAUUUAGAUGCGGUUACUUGUAUGCUUGACUGCUUGUACUUGUCGCACAAAAAGGACGGUGAGCUAUUGUGAAUUCUUGUCAUUGUUAAAUUAUAAUAAUAAUUUGCGGCAAUAUACUGUAAUUUUGGACUAUAUGAGGAA